Henningerozyma blattae CBS 6284 is the source of this 1815-nucleotide messenger RNA. It is a transcript of the gene CUP2, whose product is annotated as Cup2p. Gene Ontology annotation, molecular function: RNA polymerase II cis-regulatory region sequence-specific DNA binding; DNA-binding transcription factor activity, RNA polymerase II-specific; copper ion binding. The record is from RefSeq and is a predicted model, not a curated record. NCBI's taxonomy places the organism in Eukaryota, Fungi, Ascomycota, Saccharomycetes, Saccharomycetales, Saccharomycetaceae. Bases 1 to 1815 code for a protein of 604 amino acids. Gene Ontology annotation, biological process: positive regulation of transcription by RNA polymerase II; intracellular iron ion homeostasis; intracellular copper ion homeostasis. Gene Ontology annotation, cellular component: nucleus. The transcript has a single exon.
AUGGUACUCAUUAAUGGGGUCAAAUACGCCUGUGAGCGUUGUAUAAGAGGCCAUCGAGCCACGACAUGUACUCAUACAGAUCAACGGCUUAUCAUGAUCAAACCCAAGGGAAGGCCUUCCACUACAUGCAAGCAUUGUAAAGAGCUACGCAUCAAUAAAAACGUCAAUCCAUCUGGUGUUUGCACUUGUUCUAAGAAGGAUUCAGCAAAUAAUAUCAAUAAUUGUAAUUGUCCCAAUGGUGAUGUAUGUAAAUGUCAUUCAAAGAGGAAAUCCAAAACAAAGGAAAAGGAAAAAGAAUUAAGAGAAAGAGACUUAAAUGAAAAUGGAGUAGAUAAUGUGAAAAAUGAGAUUGAAAAUGAAAUGAUGCCACCAUCAGAUAAACAAAAGAUUAUAAAAAGAAAAAGAAGAGAUUGCAACAAAAUAAUAAUACGAACAAUAAUAAUAGCUAAUAAUAAUACUUCAAACAGUAAUCUCAUACCAAACUCGUCAGAUGAUCAACGUUUAAAUCUAUUGGAUCAAAAUACUUCUGUUGGAUUAUAUCCCUUAAACAACACUAAAAAAAUAUCUCAAAAUACGAGAACAAGAGUAGGUGAAGUCACGGUCUCGUUAAAAGAAUAUUUACCAUACGAAUUUGGAGGGAUAGGGAAUAUUGAUGCCCAGCAGCUACCUGUAACAAAUACUACAACAAAGACAAACACGCCAAUAAAUAUGGCGCCAGAUACAAUGACUCUUUCUACCCAAAGUGAUUUGACAGCAUUGGAUAUGGACAUGGACAUAGAUUUCAAUACUUUUAAUACAGAUAUCCCAUUAAACCAAUUGAAAAAUACAAUAUCACCAUCUAAUAAUAAAAAUGUAGCAUCCCAGGCUCAAUCGGAUAUAGAAGACAAUAUAUCGUCUUUGAAUUAUUUUAAUAACGACACUGUCUCAUUAAGAUCCUCACAGUCAAAUUUGAUUAAUAAUAUUAAUCAAAAUUCAAAUUCAAAUGCAACUCCUAAUACAAAUAAUAUAAACUCUACUUCAAAUGGAAUUUUAGAUAAUCUUCUACUGGAUUUUAAUCCUGUGACAAAUCAUACCCAUCAGCAUCAUUAUUCUAAUAACAAUCAAAGUACAAUAGGUGACUCAGAAAGUAUACGAUCUGUGGAAGUAUUAUCCUUGACUCCAAGUUUUAUGGAUUUGACAGAUAAUAUGUUGAAUAAUAAUAAAAAUACCAAUAAUAGCAAUACCAAUAUAAAUUCAAGCAGUCCAAAUUCAACUUCUAAUACUAAUAUCCAAAAUAAUGGGUUGACUCAUUUUAAUGCGACUUUACAAAAUCAUAUUAAUUUUGUUCCACAAACCAAUACAAAUUCCCAAAUUGGAUCUACUACUAAAAUAGGAAAUAGUUCUACAUUAUUGCCUCAAACAAUUAAUUCAACUACACUCGGGCCUUCGAAUUCACAAAGAUUAAUGGAUAAUUUAGAUUUAAAUAAUCAAAUGGAGAUACGUGAUAACUUAAACCAUAGUUUAAUUACUAAUACGACCUUUUAUGGAGCAGAUGCACAAACUAGUAAUACAAAUUCAAGUUUCAAUAUUACUAAUAAUAAUAAUAAUACGGCAAAUCUCAAUUUCCAACAAGAUAUUCCAGAUUCUUUAAAUUCAAUCUUACAAUCUUCAUCAAACACUUUGAAUAAUAAUCAAAAUACUAAUCUUUUGGGUGUUACGGAUACCGUCUCAAACAUGAAUGACAUUAACAUGUUACCAAUUAUUGAUUCAAAUUUUAAUUCAGCUUCAAAUGUUAUCAUAAAAAAAAUAAUGUUAAUGAAUCAAAUGUUAAUUUAA